Oryza brachyantha (malo sina) is the source of this 630-nucleotide messenger RNA. RefSeq names its product RING-H2 finger protein ATL74-like. NCBI's taxonomy places the organism in Eukaryota, Viridiplantae, Streptophyta, Magnoliopsida, Poales, Poaceae. The record is from RefSeq and is a predicted model, not a curated record. Bases 1 to 630 code for a protein of 209 amino acids. The transcript has a single exon.
AUGUCGUCGCCGGCGCCGGUGGUGGGGUCACCGUGGCUGACGAUGCGGGCGCUGCGGCGGAGCGGCGGUGGCGCGGACGGGGCCGGCGGCGGCGGUGGGCAGCGGAACGCGGUGAUGGUGGCGUCGUACCCGGUGCUGCUGCUGCUCGUCAUCCUCGCGGCGUUCGUCAAGUACGUGUGGAUCGCGCUGGCGCUCUACAGCGCGCUCCUGCUGCUCUUCUCGUGCGUGUUGCGCCGGAACGCGCUGGCGCAGCGGCUGCCGUCGGCGCUGGCGCUCGGCGGAGGGGGAGGCGUCGCCGCGGUCACCGCGGAGGAGGAGCUCCAGGGCGCCGCGGCGCGCGGCGGGGUGUCCGGGGAGACGCUGGCGUCCAUCCCGUUUUUCACGUACGACGCCGCCGCCGCCGCGCACGGCGGCGGCGAGGCGGCGCAGUGCGCGGUGUGCCUGGAGGCGCUGCGCAGCGGCGAGACGGCCCGGCGGCUGCCGUCGUGCGCGCACACGUUCCACGCGGCGUGCAUCGACAUGUGGCUGGGCUCGCACGCCACGUGCCCCGUCUGCCGGCGCCACGUCGAGCACAAGCACAAGGGCGGCGUGCUGCCGCCCAUGCCGCCGGAGCCGGAGCCGCCGGUGUAG